Molecule: messenger RNA, 420 nt
Organism: Babesia ovata
Lineage: Eukaryota; Apicomplexa; Aconoidasida; Piroplasmida; Babesiidae
Product: 60S ribosomal protein L23
Exons: 3
Coding region: 1-420 (139 amino acids)
Biological process (GO): translation
Cellular component (GO): cytosolic large ribosomal subunit; ribosome
Molecular function (GO): large ribosomal subunit rRNA binding; structural constituent of ribosome
Source: RefSeq, a predicted model, not a curated record
AUGAAGAGAGGACGUGGAGGUGCCGGUGGAAACAAGCUCCGCGUUACGCUUGGUCUACCCGUGGGGGCCAUCGUCAACUGCUGCGACAACAGCGGAGGCAAGAACCUCUACAUCAUCGCCGUUAAGGGUAUCGGUGCCUGCCUCAACAGGCUGCCAUCGGCCGCCGUUGGCGACAUGGUCCUCGCGACCGUCAAGAAGGGAAAGCCCGACCUCAGGAAGAAGGUCCACCCCGCCGUCAUCGUGCGCCAGCGCAAGGCCUGGAGGCGCAGGGAGGGCUACUUCAUCUACUUUGAGGACAACGCCGGAGUCAUCGUAAACCCCAAGGGAGAAAUGAAGGGGUCCGCCAUCACCGGCCCUGUCGCCAAGGAGUGCGCAGAGCUGUGGCCCAAGAUCUCCGCCGCGGCGCCCUCUAUUGUUUAA